Messenger RNA from Apiotrichum porosum, 513 nucleotides. RefSeq lists its product as uncharacterized. The transcript has 6 exons. Gene Ontology annotation, cellular component: P-body; RNA polymerase II, core complex. The record is from RefSeq and is a predicted model, not a curated record. Gene Ontology annotation, biological process: nuclear-transcribed mRNA catabolic process, deadenylation-dependent decay; positive regulation of translational initiation; transcription initiation at RNA polymerase II promoter. Lineage: Eukaryota; Fungi; Basidiomycota; Tremellomycetes; Trichosporonales; Trichosporonaceae. Gene Ontology annotation, molecular function: nucleotide binding; translation initiation factor binding. The coding region runs from base 1 to 513 and encodes 170 amino acids.
AUGGUCGACGAGGCAAAGCCCACAUCGGCACAGCUCGCAGGAUCCUCGGGCACAUCAAGGCCAGCACCCUCCGCCCGUCCAGCCGGCCGCCAUCGCAAAGCAGCUGCCCAGGAUGAAGAUGCGACAAAGCUCCAGUUCGGCGAAUUCGCAGACGGCGAAGCGCUCACCAUUGGCGAGGUGCAGACCAUCCUCCAGAUCUCGAGGCAGGCGCCCAACGUCCCUCCUCCUCCCGACAACAAGGUGUACAAGCAGACCGUCGAGUACGUCAACGAGUUCACCAACGCCGACGCCAACGUCGCCGAGAACAUGCGCGCUGCCCUCGUCGCGCGCCCCGGUUUCCUGAACAUGUUCGAGAUUGCGCAGAUCAUGCACCUUCGUCCCGAGAAGGUUGAUGUGGCCGUCGCACUCAUUCCUAGUUUGGAACGCUACGCCCAAGGGGACGAGAACGAGGAGAUCCUCCAGCAGCUCCUCGAGGACGUCCGCGGCAUCGCGCGCUACGGUGGCGGCGUGUAG